Molecule: messenger RNA, 1604 nt
Organism: Notothenia coriiceps (black rockcod)
Lineage: Eukaryota; Metazoa; Chordata; Actinopteri; Perciformes; Nototheniidae
Product: sortilin-related receptor-like
Exons: 12
Cellular component (GO): plasma membrane; signaling receptor complex
Molecular function (GO): protein binding
Source: RefSeq, a predicted model, not a curated record
GGUAAAUAUGCUCAUCCUUUCCUCCAAAUAGAGCACAGCUGUUUGCCCAACCAGUACCGCUGCUCUAACGGCCGCUGCAUCAGCAGCAUCUGGAAGUGCGACAGCGACAACGACUGCGGAGACAUGAGUGAUGAACAAGAGUGUCCCACUACGACCUGUGACCCGUCCAACCAGUUCCGCUGCAUGGCCUCGGGUUCCUGCAUCCCUCUGGCCUUCAAAUGUGACCAUGAAGACGACUGUGGAGACAACAGUGAUGAAGAGCACUGUGACACUCACCAGUGCGGCCCUGGAGAGUUCACAUGUGCUCGAGGUGUUUGUAUCCGCGAGGCGUGGCGCUGCGAUGGAGACAACGACUGCAGAGACUGGUCUGACGAGGCCAACUGCACAGUUGGCCACCAUACGUGUGAGGCCAGCAGCUUCCAGUGUCACACAGGUCACUGCAUACCUCAGCGCUGGAUGUGUGACGGUGAUGACGACUGCCAGGAUGACUCAGACGAAGACCCCCGGCAUUGUGGAGGAACUAAAUGUAACGGCUUCCUCUGCUCCAAUCACACCUGCCUGCCGGCCACGGCACACUGCAACGGCAUCCAGGAGUGUUCAGACGGAGCUGAUGAGCACAACUGUGACCCGCUGUGUACUCGCUACAUGGAGUUUGUGUGCAGGAACCGAGCCCAGUGUCUGUUCCAGUCUCUGGUUUGUGACGGCAUCAAACACUGUGAGGACGGAUCUGACGAGGACGCAGACUACGCUGGAUGUGCCACGCCAACUGAGUUUGGCAAAGUGUGUGAUGCCUACACCUUCCAGUGUGCCAACGGAGUGUGUGUGAGCCUGGAGUGGAAGUGUGACGGCAUGGACGACUGCGGGGAUUACUCUGACGAAGCCAACUGUGCGGCUCCCACCGAGGUCCCAGGCUGCUCCAGGUAUUUCCAGUACGAGUGUAAAAAUGACCGCUGUAUUCCUACGUGGUGGAAAUGUGACGGAGAAAACGACUGUGGGGACUGGUCUGAUGAGGCACAGUGUACAGGUGGUGGUACUCCUCACAACGUGUCCCCUGGCCCCUCCACUUGUGCUCCCAACCGUUUCCACUGUGGCUCCGGAGCCUGCAUCAUCGACUCCUGGGUGUGUGACGGAUACGCUGACUGUCCCGAUGGCAGCGACGAGCUGGGCUGUCCCACAGCAGCUAACGGCUCUGUGACGGUGGCUCCAGUGCCCACCCAGGCCCAGCCCUCGCCUCACCGCUGCACCCGGGGGCAGUUCCAGUGUCGCCGACCCCCCCACUGCAUCCCCGACUGGCAGCGCUGUGACGGACAGCUGCACUGCGAGGAUGGCUCUGAUGAAGCCCAAUGUCCCACCCGCGGGCCCCUCUCCUGCGUGAACGGCUCCCGCUGCUCUGAUGGUGAGGCGUGUGUUCCUGACAGUGAGCGCUGCGACGGCUUUCUGGACUGCUCCGACCACAGCGACGAGGACAACUGCACCCAGAACACCCUGGCAUAUAAAGUCCAGAACCUCCAGUGGACUCCAGACUUCCUGGGGGCCGUCACAUUGACAUGGUCCCGUCCAAAAAGCCUCCCUCUGGACUCCUGCUACUUCCUCAUAUACUACAG